Molecule: messenger RNA, 6585 nt
Organism: Tripterygium wilfordii
Lineage: Eukaryota; Viridiplantae; Streptophyta; Magnoliopsida; Celastrales; Celastraceae
Product: protein TSS-like
Exons: 25
Coding region: 393-5963 (1856 amino acids)
Biological process (GO): organelle organization
Cellular component (GO): cytoplasm
Molecular function (GO): protein binding
Source: RefSeq, a predicted model, not a curated record
ACACCCCACCUCUCUCUUCAUCUAUCUCUUUCUCUCUUCCUUUCUUAGUCCGUCUGUCUGCGUUGUUUCUUUCUUCUACCGUUUCUGUUUAUGCACCUCCUCUCUUCAUUAUCCAAUCUCUCCACCCUACCCUUCCUUCACUCUUGCAGGUUUUUAUUCAUAUAUUUCCUUCUUCUCCUCCUUCUUGUGCUACCAUCUAACUUUGUGCAACUUUUCAUUGGUGAAUGAAGUUUCAGAAAGUUAAUUAUAUUAUUUUAGCCAUGGAAGUAUUGCAAAAUUUUGUAUUAUAACUGAUUGACACAGUACAUGUGUUGAUAUAUACAUAUGUAUGUACUAAUCUUGGUGUAUUGGGAUGUAUUAGUUUAAGGAUUUAGAUUGAGCAAAGGUCGAGAAUGGCGCCUAAAACCAGUCGCGGAAAGGCGAAAGGAGAGAAGAAGAAGAAAGAAGAGAAGGUUCUUCCGGUUGUCAUAGACAUUACAGUAAACCUUCCCGACGAAACCCCGGUUCUUUUGAAGGGAAUAUCAACGGAUAGGAUUAUUGAUGUGUGUCGACUCCUCUCGGUCAACACUGAAACUUGCCAUAUCACUAGUUUUUCAUUAUUGCACGAGGUGAGAGGGCAACGGUUAAAAGACACGGUGGACGUCUCCGCACUGAAGCCAUCCGCCGUCUCAUUAACGGAAGAGGAUUACGAUGAAGAACGCGCGGUGGCGCACGUACGACGGCUUCUGGACAUUGUCGCCUGCACCACUUGCUUUGGGCCGGCAGGGACGACGAAGGACGCCUCGAAGUCCGACGCCUCCAAGAAUGUGCCGGCUUCGCAGGACAAGAGCGCCAAGAAGAUUCCCGCCAAAUCUCCACCCGCCACCGCCUUUACUACAAUUACAAAACAAUCGAACUCGAAGGAUGUGGCCGUGGAGGGAGGCGGAGAUAUGAGCGAAUCCUUUCCGAAGUUUGGUAGUUUCUACGAGUUCUUCUCUCUCUCCCAUCUGACUCCUCCUCUUCAAUUUAUAAGGAGGGCGACGAAACGGCGAGUGGACGAGAUUUCAGCUGAGGAUCAUCUUUUCUCUCUUGAAGUAAAACUUUGCAAUGGAAAGCUGGUUCAUGUUGAAGCUUGCAGAAAGGGAUUUCUUAGCGUCGGAAAGCAGCGGAUUCUUUGUCAUAACCUUGUUGAUUUGUUACGCCAGCUCAGUAGAGCCUUUGACAAUGCUUAUGAUGAUCUCAUGAAAGCAUUCUCAGAACGCAACAAGUUUGGCAAUCUGCCUUAUGGCUUUAGAGCCAACACAUGGCUUGUCCCUCCUGUUGCAGCGCAGUCACCAUCAACAUUCCCUUCUCUGCCUAUGGAGGAUGAAACCUGGGGUGGAAAUGGAGGUGGUCUAGGAAGAGAUGGUAAAAGUGAUUUGAUACCCUGGUCUAAUGAACUACAAUUUAUUGCUUCUAUGCCUUGCAAGACGACAGAGGAGAGACAAGUUCGAGACAGGAAAGCUUUCCUUCUUCACAGUUUGUUUGUUGACGUUGCCAUCUUCAGAGCUGUCAAGGCUGUUCAGCAUGUAAUGGGAAAAUCAGAUUUGAUUUGUUCGGUUGCCAACGGCGAAACUCUUCACACAGAGAGAGUUGGGGACUUGAUCAUCGUGGUCAUGAAAGAUGCUUCAAAUGCAAGCAAUAAAUCAUAUACUAAAAUUGAUGGCAUCCAAGCAAUUGGACUGGACAAAAAAAAUCUGGCAGAACGAAAUCUGCUGAAAGGGAUCACUGCGGACGAAAAUACUGCAGCCCAUGAUAUUGCUACACUUGGUUUUGUCUACGUAAGAUACUGUGGUUACAUUGCUUCUGUGAAAGUUGGGCAAGAGAACACAAAAGUUGAUUCCUUGUAUCGGAGCAUUGAUCUUGAACAGCCUGAAGGCGGUGCCAAUGCCCUUAACAUUAACAGUUUAAGACGACUGCUUCACAACGUGACAACUUCGGAACAAGCUAAACCAUCAUCACAUUGCCAGUUUUUGGAACAUGAAGAUGACAAUACUCCCCAGGCUUUUGUUGAAAGAGUGCUGGAAGAAAACAUAGCCAAUCUUGAAAAAGAGGAGCCAGAAAGAGAGCGAUUUGUCAGAUGGGAACUUGGAGCCUGUUGGAUACAACAUUUGCAAGACCAGAAUAACGCAGAUAAAGAUAAGAAAUCAUCUGCACAGAAGGCUAAGAAAUCAACCGCAGAGAAAGAGAUGAAAGUUAAGGGGCUUGGGACACCACUGAAGUCCCUCAAGAACGACAAGAGGCUUGAUGCAAGCAAUAUGAAAAUGCAGUCUGAAAGCCCAGGAACCAAUGUGGAUGGUGUUAUUGGGGAAGUUGAAGAUGCUUCUUCAGAAUCACAAUCUGAUACCAAUGCGAAUGACAAUGAGCUUGUACUCAAGAGGUUGUUAUCUGAUGCAGCCUUUUCUCGACUAAAAGAAUCGAAAACAGGACUUCAUUGCAAGUCUAUACAAGAACUAGUCGAAUUGUCUCAAAAGUAUUACACUGAAGUUGCUCUUCCAAAACUGGUAGCAGACUUUGGUUCGUUGGAACUGUCACCAGUUGAUGGGCGAACUCUAACUGAUUUCAUGCAUACUAGAGGCCUUCGGAUGCAUUCCUUGGGACAUGUUGUCAAGCUUUCAGAUAAGCUAUCACACGUACAAUCACUAUGUAUACAUGAGAUGAUAGUACGAGCCUUUAAACACAUUCUUCGGGCAGUGAUUGCUGCUGUUGUGAACCCCGAUGAGAUGGCAAUGUCAAUAGUUGCUGCAUUGAACUUGAUGCUUGGAGUUCCUAACAACAGCAAAUUAGACAAGUCUUUCUAUGUGCAUUCCCUUGUGUGGAGAUGGCUGGAGGUAUUCUUGAGAAAGCGAUAUGAAUGGGAUCUUAGCAUCUUUAACUACAAAGAUGUGAGAAAAUUUGCAAUUCUACGUGGCUUAUGUCAUAAGAUGGGUAUUGAGUUGGUUCCACGGGAUUUUGCUAUGGAUUCUCCGCAUCCAUUUCAUAAAUCAGAUGUUGUCAGCCUGGUCCCAGUGCACAAGCAAGCCGCAUGCUCAUCUGCAGAUGGAAGACAACUCCUGGAAUCAUCAAAAACAGCGUUAGAUAAGGGGAAACUAGAAGAUGCAGUCACUUAUGGAACGAAGGCUCUUGCUAAGCUGGUUGCAGUUUGUGGCCCCUACCAUCGAAUGACAGCAGGAGCGUAUAGCCUCCUUGCUGUAGUUUUGUAUCACACUGGUGACUUCAAUCAGGCCACUAUAUAUCAACAAAAAGCCUUGGAUAUCAAUGAGAGAGAGUUAGGACUCGAUCAUCCUGAUACAAUGAAAAGUUAUGGUGAUCUUGCUGUAUUUUAUUACAGACUUCAACAUACGGAGCUGGCUCUCAAGUAUGUUAAGCGUGCUUUGUAUCUAUUACAUCUCACAUGUGGCCCAUCUCAUCCAAACACUGCUGCGACAUACAUAAAUGUUGCUAUGAUGGAGGAAGGCCUGGGGAAUGUGCACGUUGCCCUCAGAUAUCUCCAUAAAGCUCUGAAGUGUAACCAAAGGCUACUUGGUCCGGAUCACAUUCAGACAGCAGCAAGCUACCAUGCAAUAGCAAUUGCUCUCUCAUUGAUGGAAGCAUACUCUCUAAGUGUUCAGCAUGAACAGACAACCCUGCAAAUCCUCCGAGCAAAGCUAGGCCCUGAUGAUUUGCGCACACAGGAUGCUGCUGCUUGGCUCGAGUAUUUUGAGUCCAAGGCGUUUGAACAACAAGAAGCUGCAAGAAAUGGCACUCGGAAGCCUGAUGCAUCCAUAGCCAGCAAAGGCCAUCUGAGUGUCUCGGAUUUGCUUGACUACAUAAAUCCAAGCCAUGAUGCCAAAGGUAGAGAUGCUGUGGCAGUAAAAAGGAAAAACUAUAUUACAAAGGUGAAAGGGAAAUCCUUCCAAGAUGUUGAUUUAGCACAUUCAGAUGAUACUGUGAAAGGAAACUCCAAAAAUGUGUCCGAGGAAGAGAGAGAUACACUUGACAUGGGAAGUAAGUCAGAUGCUGACCAGGUGAUCGUCUCUACCCCAGUUCAGUUACAGCAGCCUGUUGUGGAGGAAACUGUUGAGGAAAGGGAAAUUAUUCCCAAGGAGGCCUUUUCUGAAACACAUAUUGAAGGAGACGAUGGAUGGCAACCAGUUCAGAGGCCUAGAUCAGCUGGAUCAUACGGUCGACGUGUAAAGCAGCGGCGAGCAACCAUUGGCAAGGUUUAUAGUUAUCAUAAAAGAAUUGUUGAUGCUGACAUGGACCAUCCUCCUAUCAAAUAUAUGCACCAGAAUAGCAGGUAUUACAUUUUGAAGAAAAGGACGAUUGCCCAUGGAAGUUAUGCAGAACACCAUACUGCAAAUCCCUCUCUAGGUUCCAAAUUUGGGCGGAGAAUAGUCAAAGCUGUAACUUACCGGGUUAAGUCUGUACCUUCAUCUAAUAAUAAGACUGAUACACAAGAGGCGUCCAGAAACGAUGGCAAGAUUCCCGGUUCUUCAUUAGAGUCUUCUUCAGUUUGCAGUCCAAAUGAUUUCUGUCCAGCAAAAUCUUCAAUUGUUACUCUUGGAAAAUCUCCUUCUUACAAGGAGGUAGCUUUGGCCCCACCAGGCACUAUUGCUAAAUUGCAGUUUGGCUUUUCUCAAAGUGACAUUCCAGAUAGUCAGGAAGUUCCUGCCGAGAAAUGGGAAGAAGAAAAACAAAAUCCCAACCCAGUGGGAGUAGAAGAUAUGUCUCAAAAGCAGUGUGAGGAUAUGCCUAGUCCGGAAAAUAAUUUAAAAGGAGACAUUAUAGUCACUGAAAAGAAAGAAAAAACUGAAUCAACUGAUGAAAUAGAAGAUAAUUCUUCGGUUGUGGUCUCUGAGAUUGUGAAAGAAUUUGAGUCUGGUAUUAUUGAGAUUCCUAAAGUCAUCCAGGAUUGUAUAUCAAUUGAUGGCAUCCCAAAUUCUAUUGAUACUCCCAUAAAGGAACUCUGUGAGAAGGUUUCAUCUGGAAGCAUUGAAAUUCAUGGUGAUUCAAACUCCAGUUUGCCAGGAGAAGAGAAUUUGAAGGACAAACCGUCAGUUCCAUACAUGGGGGAUACUCGAGGAUUUGUCAAUAAGAAGUUGUCUGCUUCUGCAGCUCCAUUCAACCCAUCACCGGCCAUUGCACGAUCUGCGCCAGUUAUGAUGAGCAUUGCAAUUCCUUCUGGUCCUAACGCCGUUCAGGCUGUGAGACCUUGGCCAGUAAAUAUGACUCUUCAUCCGGGGCCUGCUCCUGUUUUACCUGCACUUAAUCCAAUGUCCCCCCAGCACCUGUACCCAUCACCACCUCCGACCCCUAGCCUGAUACAGUCGUUGCCCUUUAUUUACCCUACAUAUACCCAACCUCAAGCAGUGCCGACCAGUACUUAUCCUGUUACUAGCAGUGCUUUUCAUCCCAAUCAUUUCCCUUGGCAGUGCAAUGUGAAUCCGAGUACAUCAGAGUUUAUACCAAGCACACCUUGGCCUGGAUGCCAUCCAACGGAGUUCUCAAUCCCGCCUCCUGUUGUCAGGCCAUUUGCUGAUCCUGGAUUGGAGCCAAAGUUUGAACUUAAUGAUUGUGAAAGCCUGAGUCAUGCUCCAAUUCUCCCAGUAGAUAUUGAGAACGUGGGAGAAGCUACUAAGGAAGUGAAUCCUUUAGCGUCAGAUGCAGUGAAUAAUGCAAGUGAAAAUGCUAAGGUCACAUCGGAAAGUGUGAAGGAAAAUGGUGAUUCGAAUCUUUGUGCUGGGGAAACUGCUGGGAAUGAAGCAAAUCAGCACAAAAUUCAUAAUGAAAAUGCAGGAACAAGUAUUGAAAGGAAAACUGAUGGUGAUAGAACUUUCAGCAUUCUGAUAAGGGGGAGAAGAAACCGAAAGCAGACUUUGAGAAUGCCAAUAAGUUUACUAAAUCGACCAUAUGGCUCUCAGUCUUUUAAAGUCGUAUAUAACAGAGUGAUAAGAGGGAGUUAAAUUCCACAAAUCAUUAGCAUUGUUUCAACUCUAGAUUUGACAGCUUAUGCCACAUAAUCGUGGUUUUGCUACUCUUCCCAAACAAGCUUUGCAAGAUUGUUGCGAUCAAAGUCGCAGGGGUCUACCUCCAGUUCUCCAUAUCCCGAAAACAAACAAAAGUAUCUUCAAAAUUGAUACCAAUGUUCUCAAAUUUCUCUGCCUUGAUAUUUUUCUGACUACACUAUGAUGCGGAAACAUGCAGGUUUGUGUCUAGAAAUCUACUUUUUUGGGGAUUCAAUAGGCAUCUUUGAGUUCUUUUGUGAUUUCCAAUAGCACGACUUGAAAAACAAUUGAUUUAAACAACACUCGUGCAUAAGGUUCCUGCAAUGGGAGGGGUCGGGGACAUUCAAGAUGUAUGCAGACUUUACUUCCGCAUAAUACGUGAAGAGACUGUAAAAGACUAAUUAGUUAUUGGUUAUUGACAUCUUCAGACAAGGCUCGGAUGAUGAUAACGAUACAUUGACAUUUUGUUUAACUGAGUUUGCCAUGUUUUUCUUGUUAAUGCAACAAUCUUGAAGAAAGGAAGCACGAAGACCCUUUUAGUAUAUUUUCUUUCUAUCUAUGAAAAUCCCUUCAAUUUACU